This is a messenger RNA of Fusarium tjaetaba, 1590 nucleotides long. RefSeq lists its product as uncharacterized. The record is from RefSeq and is a predicted model, not a curated record. The transcript has 2 exons. Lineage: Eukaryota; Fungi; Ascomycota; Sordariomycetes; Hypocreales; Nectriaceae. Bases 1 to 1590 code for a protein of 529 amino acids.
AUGGCUCAUACAUCAACUACACGUCUACCCAAUGAAUUACUGGCACUCAUAUUCGGCCAAUUUUGUCUUCACUGUCAAGAUGCCUACAACGAAUCUUGGGACCAAAGGCCACUUCGACCCAUAGAAUCUGACCGAAAGCUACAACAGGCCAACGCUAAGCCUUGGUACGCUAUCGGUAGACAGGCUCUCUGUUCGCUGUCCUUGACCUGCAGACAAUUCAGAGACGUUGCUCAGUCUGUUCUGUAUCAUGAAUUCGUUUUGGGCUAUGGUGAUUCGUGGUACUCAGACGCUUAUCAGUGGGAAGAUCGCCUUGCGCCAUUUAUCCGCACCCUGGCUCGCCGACCUGAUCUUGCCCGUCUUGUCAAGGUUAUUCAUAUCAGCCACCACACCUUGAGUACCUCGGAAGACAAAGAGCAGUCUCGCCGAAAUAUCCUCCUAGAGGCAGCCACCGCUCUCGGUGUAAACCUCCCGGCGGCCUGGAAGAAGCGUGUGGAGAUUCGGGACUCUAUAUGUCUGUCGGACAAGUUUGACUGGCCAGAUGUUUAUCCCAUAUUUAGCGAGUUUUAUCUUGAUGAUCAUCCCAGAAUGACAGAGAAGCAAGAACGGCAACUCAGGAGGGCAAUGACUCAGAAGUCGAUGCCCGGUCGCCGCUGGAUGAACGCCGAACUGGUAGCGAUGCUUCUAGCCCAUGCGCCAAAUAUUGAUAUUAUCAGCAUUCAAAGCAGCCCUGGUUGGCCAACGUGCGGCAUUGCAGAGUCUUCAUUGCCUGCGCUUGGUAUCACACAUUUGCCAGUCAAAAGGUUAGCCCUAGGCAUGUUGGCUGGGCCCAUAAUCAAGAUCUCUGGCAAUCUUAAGACCCUGAAUCUCCAGAAAUACAUAAGUGACCUGGGAAGUGCAAAGAUAGAAAUGCCUUGUUUGAAGACUUUGAGGAUCAUAGAUGGCUUUCUAUCAGCUGAGCGACUAUCAAACGUCCUGGAAGGCUGCACCGGAGGUCUGGUUUCUUUUGAAUAUGAAGCCGGGCAAAACCGACGGCAAAUUAAUGAUCGGACUCCAGAUGAUACGAUGUUCCAAUUGUCUGAUGCGAUUGACUCACUCCAGCGUCAUAAGAGCACCCUUCAGAUACUGCACCUGGAUCUCAGUGCUAGACAUCGCAAUAUCAGGAGAGCCAGACCAGGAGUUAAUAUGAGGGACUUCACGGCACUAAAACAUCUCUGGAUCAGCAUUCUUCUGUUAUUUCCCAACCCUUUCCCCCCAAAAUUAGGAAUACCAGUCAAUGCGGCGAUGGCAACAGCCGAUGCGGAGAUACUUGUGGAAUUCCUCCCUCGCUCCAUCGUUUCACUUGAAAUCCAUCACGAUAGUAGACAUCUCGUGAGUAACGCUUUACAUGGGCUCCUAGCAGUGAAGAGUGACAAGUUCCCGCUUCUCAAGGUUGUCUGCGGACCAGGGGGCAGAGGAAACCUCGGUCAGGCAUUUGAAGCGGCGGGUGUCAAGUUCAGUACCUCGGUACAUCUCUGUCGGGCGAAAACUUAUCUUCAAGGGCUGAAUACAGACAGUCGCCUUGAGUUUCCGGAUUGGGGCAGCGACGACUAG